AUGUUGUUGCCAUCUUUUCUUCUCGUCGUCUAUGCCCUUUUCAUCGGCAAUGCUGAAUCUGCCCAGAAUCCUGCAACAAAGUCUCCCAAGUCAACAUUCACCUACAACCAGCUCUGGAAUCUUGAGAAGAACUUCUGGGAUGCGUUCCUCUAUCCAGCAAACCAACUCCAGAUCCAGGGAAAUGAAUCCACCAUCUUCGCGUCUGAUGUGAGCUCCAGACCACACGAAUCUUCAUUUUUCAACUUGCACAAAUCUGACCCCAUUCUCGAACAGGUCCAAGGCCGCGUCGACAUCACCCGCACCUUCGAUGGCGACGAGCUGAACCGCGAAUACAUCUUUGGCCUCUUCGCAAACGCAUCAGCCAUCAGCCUCGUUGGCAUCCCAGUCUCCUACAACAUCACCCAAUUCGCCGCAAACGACAACAUCGUCUCCGCGACAACAGUCGUAACAUUCAACGCCACCACAUUCGGCGUCGUGAUCCCUGUAACAAUUGAUACCUGGAUCAAGUUCAACAAAGACGGCAAGAUCGUGCAAUACGAUGCCGUCUUCCGUUGGUUCGAUUACCUAGUGGAUUACUUGCUCGAUGCAACAGCGACCAAGUACAACACGACUUACGAUGGCGCCGUUUCAAUCGUUACCAAGGUUUUGGCUGCUGAUAUUUGCAAGACCCAUGAUACUUAUUGCACGGGUGAUAAUCAGCAGUACCCGGUGAAUGGCACGUCCUGCUAUGAUUUUCUGACUGAGAAGAUUCGAUUCGGGAAGAGUUAUGAACUUGGUCGCAAUACGCUGCUUUGUCGUGAGGUUCAUGACCAUAUGGUGCAGUAUCGGCCUGAUGUUCAUUGUAUGCAUAUCGGGCCUACUGGAGGUGGUUACUGUGUUGAUGAUAGGAGCUAUCAGCAGACUGUGCUUCAGCGAUAUUUCAACGAGUCGUGGAUCCCUUUCGGAUAUGGUCGGAGUCAAGAUAUAUGGCUGAACUAA
This is a messenger RNA of Penicillium odoratum, 978 nucleotides long. RefSeq lists its product as uncharacterized. The transcript has a single exon. The record is from RefSeq and is a predicted model, not a curated record. The coding region runs from base 1 to 978 and encodes 325 amino acids. NCBI's taxonomy places the organism in Eukaryota, Fungi, Ascomycota, Eurotiomycetes, Eurotiales, Aspergillaceae.